CCUCUUCACUCCCUCCUUCACCUAGCUCCCUUAUUCACAAUAUACCACUAUGGCGGAAACGGCGAAUGUCAUUGCCCAGUUUUACAACGAGGAGGGAGUCGCCUCAGGACCCGCCCUCAGUCUCCCAGUCGAUGUGAACCCAGAGCAACUCGCUCUCCUCCUUAACAGCCUGCUCGGCAACGAAGAAGACCCUCUGCCAUAUACGUUUGAGGUAGCCGAAACAGAAAUCGCUACUACUCUGGAUCAGGACAUCAUCCAACCCGGAAAGCACUCAACCGAAGAGACCUUCAAAAUCCUCUAUCGCCCUCAAGCUGUUUUCCGUGUCCGCGCCGUCACCCGAUGCUCCUCCUCCCUCGCUGGUCACACCGAUGCCAUCCUCUGCGUUUCAUUCUCGCCCUGUGGGACCAUGCUCGCUAGUGGAGGCGGUGAUACCACCGUUCGGAUCUGGGACCUCAACACCGAGACGCCACAGCACCAGCUUAAGGGACACAGGCACUGGGUUCAGCAUGUAUCAUGGUCACCCAAUGGCAAAUACCUGGCUUCCGCAGGCAUGGAUGGACUGGUAAUUCUUUGGGAGCCCAGGACAGGAAAGCAGCAUGCGAUCUUGAAGGGACACUCCAAAUGGGUCAGCGCUUUAGCAUGGGAGCCCCUACAUUUGAAUGCAUCCUGUAGAAGACUUGCCUCAUCGUCCUCGGACGGCACUGUACGUGUGUGGGAUGUGGUCAAGAAGCAGCUCGAGUUCUCGAUGGCGCAGCAUACCGCACCAGUGAUGUGUGUCAAAUGGGCAGGCGACGGGUUGAUCUAUUCAGCAUCAAGGGAUAAGUCAAUCAAAGUCUGGGCAUCGAUGGGCGAUCAUCCAGGAAAACUGGUAAAGGCGCUUACGGGACAUGCGCACUGGGUCACAACACUGGCAUUAAGCACGGACGGAGUCCUGAGGACAGGAGCGAACGAUCAUACGGGAAAGAUUUACAAGGAUGAAAAUGAGGCACAGAAGCGCGCGUUGGAGCGGUAUGAAAAGGCGAUCGCAUUGAAUCCGGAGAGGUUAUGUUCUGGAUCCGACGAUUUCACGAUGUACUUGUGGCCGAACUUUAAGGAAGAGGUCGAUGGAAAGAAGGCCACACCCAAGAGGAUGGUGGGACAUCAAAAGACCGUCAAUCAUGUCAGCUUCUCGCCCGAUGGACGGUACAUUGCUUCUGCUAGCUUUGACAAGUCAGUGAAGCUUUGGGACAGUCGCGACGGAAAAUUUAUUGCAUCGCUUCGUGGACAUGUUGCAGAGGUGUACCAGGUUGUAUGGUCAAGCGACAGCAGAAUGUUACUUUCCUGCAGUAAGGAUAGCACGAUCAAGCUAUGGGAUGUUAAGACGAAAAAGAUGAAGAUGGAAUUGCCAGGGCAUCUUGACGAGGUAUUCACAGUCGACUGGAGUCCGUCAGGUGAUAAAGCAGCCAGUGGAAGCAAAGACAAGACCUUAAAGAUCUGGAAAUACUAAUUGGCUAAUUGUUAGCCAUGUAAUAAAAUAACCGUCAGCAUUUGCAAGC
Messenger RNA from Gamsiella multidivaricata, 1535 nucleotides. Its product is annotated as WD40-repeat-containing domain protein. Bases 50 to 1486 code for a protein of 478 amino acids. Gene Ontology annotation, cellular component: nucleolus. The transcript is spliced from 4 exons. Gene Ontology annotation, molecular function: protein binding. Gene Ontology annotation, biological process: ribosomal large subunit assembly. Lineage: Eukaryota; Fungi; Mortierellomycota; Mortierellomycetes; Mortierellales; Mortierellaceae. The record is from RefSeq and is a predicted model, not a curated record.